GUCACGAUCAGGCCCCGCCCCCAGCUGCCUGAGACUUACCACUGCGGCCCUUGCGCGCGCCGGAAGCUAACCCUUUUCUGGGGGUCAUGAUGGGCAGCAAGAUGGCGUCUGCCAGCCGGGUCGUUCAGGUAGUCAAGCCACAUACUCCAUUAAUAAGGUUUCCUGAUAGAAGAGACAAUCCUAAACCCAACGUGUCAGACGUUUUGGGAGCAGCAGGACUGCCAUCUCACUCUUCAGUUUCACAGCAUUCUAAGGGAAGUAAAACAUCUGACUGGUUGAUGCAUCAGGGCCCACCAGACACUGCAGAAAUACUAAAAACAUUACCUCAAAAAUACAGAAGGAAACUUGUAUCUCAAGAAGAAAUGGAAUAUAUCCAACGUGGAGGCCCAGAAUAAUCAAUGACAUUGUGGCUGCUGUUUGUCAUCAGACAAAAGAACAGUCUAUCAUAAAGGACUUCCAAAAUGACAAAUUGUACAUUAAGCAACUUUAAUAAAUAUUCUGUAAAAAGGAAACAUAGGAAAUUGAGAAGGACACUUGCACCUCCUAAUUUAUGUAUCUUGGUCAGCUUAUCCACAAGCUUACCUAAUUGUUUAUGUACUUCAUACUUAUUAAAGUGUGCAUUUAUAAAUAUUAGCCUAUUAAUUGACUUUUGAUUAUCAAGUAUUACCUAUGUUGCACUAUGAAAAGCACACAAUGCCUAGCAUAGAUUUCCCACUUUUCUUUCAGUUUCUAUUUCAACAUUUAUGGGGUUUAUCUUGUAAUUAUUUGGGAAAGUGAUUUCCUUAGAAUUUAGUGAGGAUCAUUAAAGUUAUUCAUAAUUUUCUCAACAAUUUUUUUCACUUACAAAGUAUAACUGAUAAGUGGAUCUUACUAUAAGCAAUGAAAAAUGUAUAGCCAAAGUAAAAUAAAUGACUUUGUGGUAUUAAGAUGGGAAGUUGACACCCCAGAAUUAUUUGUAAGCUCUAUUCAGAAAAAAGUGUCCAGGUAUAAAAUAGAAAAUGAGAAAUCAAAAUGGAUCUUACAUAGGAAUGUUUGACUGGAAAUUUCAAUUUGAUCAUGUUGUGAAGGGUACUAAGAAAAGUCUCUAUUUUACUUUAUCAUUUUGAUUGUGAUCAUGUAGUGCAAAUUCUAAUAACUAUUUUCUGAAAGCUUCAUAAAAUCAAACUAAAUAUUUACCUUAGGGCCACUUAUAAAAUUUUAAUGAGAUCUUCCUGUACCACAGGUGUGUAUUCUUGUGAAAGUAAAGUCUCACAAAACUAAAUAAAUUCUGUUCCAUA
Erinaceus europaeus (western European hedgehog) is the source of this 1277-nucleotide messenger RNA. RefSeq names its product alpha-ketoglutarate dehydrogenase subunit 4 (gene KGD4). The transcript is spliced from 4 exons. NCBI's taxonomy places the organism in Eukaryota, Metazoa, Chordata, Mammalia, Eulipotyphla, Erinaceidae. The record is from RefSeq and is a predicted model, not a curated record. Gene Ontology annotation, biological process: 2-oxoglutarate metabolic process. Bases 87 to 395 code for a protein of 102 amino acids.